GAUUACAAAACCGGUAUGAAAACGAGUACCAGAAUGAAGCGUUCCGCAUUGAUAAAAUAAAAAAUAGUCGUUGUUAAAAUAUAUUCCGCUGUUAGACAUUAAUAAUAAUUGUGUUUAUAUUUAAAGGAAAUUGUUUAAAGUUAAUUAGAGUCGUUCCUCGCGCGGAUGUUGUAGUGGUGUCUUGGUGAUUUUCUUCCCCUCUGCCCCAGAUACCGUUUAGUUUCUAUUUGUGAAGAACAGAGGAUGAUUUUCUCUCUUUCUUCUCUGUCAUCCCAAGGUCAUCAUCAGUUCAGUGCUAUGCCAUGGACAGGGAGACGUUAGGGGCAUGCAGCCGUAGCUGGGUGAAGGCCGGGUGUGCUGAGCUUCAGACGCCUCACUUUCUGCCCUACAUCCAGACUGAAAUCCCCUACAGCCAGUUCUUCAGCAGACACCUGCUGUCCAACCGACCAUGCAUGUUCUCCUCCAGCUUCACCCAGACCUGGAGCUGCAGGAGCCGCUGGGUCGGCCAAGAUGGCAAACCUGACUUCCACACACUCCUGCACGAGUUUGACGAGACGCUGGUCCCUGUGGCAGACUGCAACACCAAAGAGUACAACUCCAACCCCAAACACACCAUGAGCUUCAGAGACUUCAUCUCCUACUGGAGAGACUACAUUCAGAACGGGCACUCCUCACCUAAAGGCUGUCUGUACCUGAAGGACUGGCACAUGCACAGGGCAUUUCCAGAGCACCACACCUACACCACGCCCAUCUACUUCUCGUCUGAUUGGCUGAACGAGUACUGGGACACGCUGGAAAUGGACGAUUACCGCUUUGUCUACAUGGGACCAAAAGGAUCCUGGACACCGUUCCACGCCGACGUGUUCCGCUCCUACAGCUGGUCAGCCAACAUCUGCGGGCGUAAGAAAUGGCUGCUUUACCCCCCUGGGCAGGAGGAGUUCCUGCGAGACUGCUGUGGGAACCUGGCAUACGAUGUCACUUCCCCCGUCAUGCAGGAUCAGCACCAUUUCCCACGAUUCAGUGAGGCCUGUCGGCCCCUGGAGGUCAUUCAGGAAGCUGGAGAAAUUCUGUUUGUCCCCAGUGGCUGGCAUCAUCAAGUCUACAACCUGGAGGACACAAUCUCCAUUAACCAUAACUGGGUGAACGGUUGUAAUGUGGAUGUGGUGUGGAAGUUCCUGCAGGGGGAGCUGUUAUCUGUUCAAAAGGAGAUUGAUGAGUGGAGGGACACGAUGGAUUCCUGGGAUCAUCACUGUCAGGUAACGGUGAUGAUGAAGUCCUGCACAGGGAUCGAUUAUGCUGAAUUCACCUCCUUCCUCAAAACCAUCGCUGAUCACCGCAUCUCCUUCCUGUCCUGUCCCCACGGAAAUGCCUCCUCCGAGACCCUGAGCGCUCUUGGGCCACACCACGCGACCUUUGACCUUCAGCGUGUGGCUCAGGUGUUGGAGAGCAUGCUCAGUAACGAGGACUUUAAGCGGGUGGAGGCGUCUGCUCUGGGUGGUAACGUGGAGGAGCUACUGCAGGAGAUCAGAGACACUAUCAGCAAGUCCACCAGCAUGUACUGAGCUCCUCACACCACCUUCAUCCUGUAGACCAAAAGCCCCUAUUUACAUCAGAACAAUCAUCAUUGUACACAGCAGGAUUCAGGGGUUGGUGGUUUCUCUGUAACCAACAUGAAGAUAAAGAACUCAGUGAAGAUGCGACAUCAUCAUCAUAACCAAUCCCAGUGUUUUAUUUUAUUUUAAAUAAACAGAAUAAACAUCAGAACAUCAGCCAAACUGGA
This is a messenger RNA of Silurus meridionalis, 1780 nucleotides long. RefSeq names its product jumonji domain containing 4 (gene jmjd4). The coding region runs from base 303 to 1562 and encodes 419 amino acids. Gene Ontology annotation, molecular function: histone H4R3 demethylase activity; sequence-specific DNA binding. The transcript has 7 exons. Gene Ontology annotation, biological process: protein hydroxylation; positive regulation of translational termination; negative regulation of gene expression. Gene Ontology annotation, cellular component: nucleus; cytoplasm. Lineage: Eukaryota; Metazoa; Chordata; Actinopteri; Siluriformes; Siluridae. The record is from RefSeq and is a predicted model, not a curated record.